AUGUUCACGGUCCCCACAAAACAAGGCUGCUUUCUGACGACCGCAGCUGAUCGGAAUGCUCAGGCCUGCUUUUUGAAUUGCUGUCUUACACUUGCAUGUGCUAACCAGAUUAUUUUCUGCAAUUUGUUGCAGGCUUAUGCUAAAUUCGCUGGAGCUCCUCUGAUAGUGAAUACUAUAAAUAAUUCCUGGAGCUCUCCAAAAGCAGAUGUACCAGUCCUGAUAUCAGAAGACAUUGUUAUUUCUCAGCCAGCAAAAAUACUAAACUUCUUAAGAAAGCAGAGAUACAAUGCUGACUAUGAAUUGUCCGCAAAACAAGGAGCUGAUACACUGGCUUAUAUUGCACUACUUGAAGAGAAACUGCUUCCUGCCCUGCUGCACACUUUUUGGGUUGAGGCUGAAAAUUACUGCAGUGUAACAAAACCAUGGUUUGCCUCAAGGAUUCCCUUCCCACUAAGUUUGUAUCUGCCUGGAAAGAUGUCCAGGGAAGCACUCAACAGGAUCUUGCUGACCAGAGGAGGCCCUCCUCUCUACAGUCUCACUGAAGUGGAAGCACAGAUAUACAGGGAUGCCAAGGAGUGCCUAAAUCUCCUGUCAAAGAGAUUGGGAACAUCUCAGUUUUUCUUUGGAAAUACACCUACUACCUUGGAUGCCUUUGUGUUUGGUUUCCUUGCACCAGUUUAUAAAGUGUGCUUCCCUAGAGUACAAUUACAAGAGCAUUUAAAAGAGCUUACCAACCUGUGUCGGUUCUGUGACGAUAUUUUAACCUGCUAUUUCAAGUUAACUGUGACAGGCCAUUCUCCAUCUGGACAGGAUACAGCAGAUGCUAAUCUGCAGAAACUCACACAGCUUGUAAAUAAGGAAUCCAACUUGAUUGAAAAGAUGGAUGACAAUCUUCGUAAGAGUCCUCAACACCCCCCUCGGAAGAUAACAACGCUCAAGCUUGCUGCAGGUGGAGAAGAAAGCAGUCCACUGAAUCGUUUGUCACCUUGACAGCUUUUGUUGCACACGCACAUUUGCUUGCCUUCAAUUCAUCUGAAUAUCACAGCAAUUUUUCUCAUGAAUGUGGUUUUACAAGGGAAGAAUCUACGAAUGGGUUUCAGUAUGGAAGAAACACAGCUUUAUAAUGUUCUGUCUGUUAUUUUUAAGAAAACUAGUAGUUCAGGCUUACUAUACACUAAGUUAAAACUCAAGUAUUAAACAAGGGGCUCAUUCCUGCAGACAUUAACAUGAUUUUGUACAGCAGACUUUGACAUUAGCAGGAAUGUUGACCAAAAGUUAAAAUGCAAUUUUUACAGAAUUCCAGUGCAUUUAUAGAAGUUUUACCUUUUAGUUUAUGGCUUUUGAUUUACUGUAAUCACGUUAUUGUAUGUUAGUGGGUAUACUGUUGUAUCUUUCCAAAAGUUACAAAGUCUAGUUGUAGAAUUGGUGAAAAGACUGAAAGAGAAGGAAGUGUUACCCAUCUUUGCAAAUGAGAAGUGAAAAAAAAUGACAGGAAGUUAUACACUCUUAAUUGUACAUUUAUGAACACUCUUGUGUUUGUGUUUUAAGGGCGUUUGCAUUUUUGAAAGCUUGUUGAGCUGUACUUUGACAGAAAAUGUUGAAAAGCUUGUGUGCCACGAAGAGUACAGUGACAGAGAGUUUAACAUUUUACA
This is a messenger RNA of Meleagris gallopavo (turkey), 1652 nucleotides long. Lineage: Eukaryota; Metazoa; Chordata; Aves; Galliformes; Phasianidae. The record is from RefSeq and is a predicted model, not a curated record.